AUGAGAAAACUUUUCUUCUUCCUUUGCACACACGUCCCAAAACAGAGAGCAAAAUUCACCAGAAUCAUGGAGAGCUGCCAGAAGAAACAAAAAUUGGAGACACCAACAGAGCUCAGUGAUAUGCCUGAUGACUUAAUCUUCAAAAUAUUCUCGUUCCUUCCGUUUUUUAAAGAGGAUUUAGCAACACGUUUCAUAUCAGAAUAUGGGAAGGGUCUUUGGAAUCCAGACCCGAAUGCCAUAUUUGAUGAUGAAUCACUCGAUAUGACUUGUAUGAGUUUUGUAUAUGGAUCUUUGAUGUCCAAGGAUGCUCAGAUUCUAGAUAGCUUGCAUCUCAAGCUUAGGAAAUACUAUAUUGCUUCAGAUAUCAAUUUUCUUGUUCAACUUGGGGUUAAUCGAUCUAUGAGAGAGCUGAGAAUCGACUUCUUUGGAAAAACCCUAGAAUUACCGUGUUGCUUGAGUACCUGCACAACCCUAAAAGUUUUGGUACUCGAUCAUUUAAAUAUCAUGUCUGUCCCGGGUUGGUUUCGUUUGCCAUCAGUCGAAACUCUCCAGCUUUCAUCGGUUACCGGGGGCAGCAACUAUGUUCCAAGUCUUAUAAGAUUAUGCUCUGUUCAUGAACGUUUGGUUGUAGACCAAAACAGAAAUAAAGAUCUGGUUAAUAUCAAUGUGCCUACUUUGAGGAGCUUAUCUAUCGAUAACAAGAGAAGGGGACAUGUGCCACUCGGUAGCUUUUGGAUAAAUGUUCCUUCUUUGAUGUUUUUGAACAUUAAGGAUACAUUCCAAACAAUAUUUGAAUCUAUGCCUGCGAUGAUCAAAGCGAAUAUCGAGGUUGCUCAUGACCAAUCGCAAUCUGUGAAGUUCAUAGAAUCUCUUACCUCAACCCGACAUCUUUGUCUUUGUUCUCCAACUUCAGAGAAUCCAUAUCCUAAUGGCACAAAGUUCUCCAAUCUUGUACAUCUAAAGCUAUGUACAUGUUCUGCGGGAUGGCAGAAUCUACUUGCGUGUAUGCUCAAUGACGCUCCCAAUCUUCGUUCUCUUACUCUUAAGUUGAGACAAAAAUCCGAUGUCAAUCCGAAGAAAGUCUGGGAAAAGCCAACAGUCGUUCCUGAAUGUUUAUCUACGCGUCUUGAGAUCUUGAAAUGGAGAGAUUAUGAAGGCACUGAGCAUGAGAAGGAUAUGGUUGGGUACAUACUAGCAAACGCUACUUUUCUACAGAGGGCAACAUUCUCAACGAAAGAUAGAAACCAAUGUGAUUCCAGGUUCAGCGAGUUACAGUCUAUGGAGAGAGUUUCAGAGAUAUGUGAGUUUGUGUUUGACUAAUGUGACUCUCUUAUGUGAUGGUGUGUGUCUCUCUAGAAGACGCAAAGACGUUCUUAGCUUUCUUCUUCCUUUCCCUUAGACUUUUAUAUUUGGUGUUUUUAGGUUUUAUAUUUGGUGUUUUUGAGUUUAAUUCAUGAAAACAGAGCUGUUCAUGUUUGAGUUUAAUUCAUGAAAAAAAUUACUCUCAUAUGU
Messenger RNA from Arabidopsis thaliana (thale cress), 1512 nucleotides. Its product is annotated as Leucine-rich repeat (LRR) family protein. The transcript is spliced from 3 exons. The record is from RefSeq and is marked reviewed. The coding region runs from base 1 to 1320 and encodes 439 amino acids. Lineage: Eukaryota; Viridiplantae; Streptophyta; Magnoliopsida; Brassicales; Brassicaceae.